This is a messenger RNA of Calidris pugnax (ruff), 1613 nucleotides long. RefSeq names its product carbonic anhydrase VIII (gene CA8). The record is from RefSeq and is a predicted model, not a curated record. The transcript is spliced from 9 exons. The coding region runs from base 1 to 1095 and encodes 364 amino acids. Gene Ontology annotation, molecular function: zinc ion binding; carbonate dehydratase activity. NCBI's taxonomy places the organism in Eukaryota, Metazoa, Chordata, Aves, Charadriiformes, Scolopacidae.
AUGGCUGGCUCUCGCCCAACCUGGUGCCCACCAGGACCCCCAGGUCCCUUUCUUGCCAGCCUGGUGCCCCCCUCAAACCUGGGUUGGGGGUUGUUCCUCUCCGGGAAGGGGGUGGUGGAGGGGGGGGCAAGGUUUUGCCCUUCCCUCUGUGGAAGCUGCUGUCCCCUGGUGCCCCCCAAACCCCGCAGCGGGGCAGCAGCUGGGGUGUUACCCCACACUCCACCCUCUUACCCAACACACCACUCCCUUACCCCACACACCACAUUACCCCACACACCCUCCCCGCCCCGGGAGGAGGCUCCGGAGUGGGGCUACGAGGAAGGGGUGGAGUGGGGGCUGCUUUUCCCGGAUGCCAACGGGGACUACCAGUCGCCCAUUAACUUGAACUCGAGGGAAGCCAAAUACGACCCCUCGCUGCUGGAAGUGCGCCUGUCGCCCAACUACGUGGUGUGUCGGGACUGCGAGGUGAUCAACGACGGGCACUCCAUCCAGAUCGCCCUCAAGUCCAAGUCAGUGUUAAUAGGGGGGCCGCUGCCUCGAGGACAUGAGUUUGAGCUGCACGAUGUUCGAUUUCACUGGGGGAGAGAAAACCAGCGUGGGUCUGAACACACAGUUAAUUUUAAGGCCUUUCCCAUGGAGCUUCAUCUAAUGCACUGGAACUCCACGCUGUACGGCAGCAUUGAUGAGGCAGUAGGGAAGAAGCACGGCAUAGCUAUUAUUGCUUUGUUUGUGCAGAUAGGAAAAGAGCACGUAGGCCUAAAGGCUGUAACUGAAAUUCUCCAGGACAUCCAGUACAAGGGAAAGUCCAAAACAAUACCCUGUUUUAAUCCCAACUCUUUAUUGCCAGAUCCUCUUCUGCGUGACUACUGGGUGUACGAGGGCUCUCUGACCAUUCCUCCCUGCAGUGAAGGUGUCACCUGGAUAUUAUUUCGCUAUCCUUUGACUGUGUCCCAAGUGCAGAUAGAGGAAUUUCGCAGACUGAGGACACAUGUUAAAGGUGCUGAACUUUUGGAGGGCUGUGAUGGAAUUCUAGGAGAUAACUUCAGACCAACUCAGCCACUUAGCGACAGAGUCAUCAGGGCCGCAUUUCAGUAGCAGAGGAAGAAGAACAACAAAAAUAAAUCUUUAUUCAGAGAGGGGGGAAGACAAUGCUCCCACAGUGCCCUCAGAUGAGAAAUGGAAACUUUGGAGGCUGCUGCUUCAGUUGAACCACAAAGCCUGUAUUGUUUGUCUUCAUCUAAUUCAGCCUUGAUAGACAGCUGUGACAGUCGGUCUGUCCGCACGGUCCGGUGAAAUUCUGGGAAUGGGGCCUGUACAUUAAAAGAAGAAAACACGUUAAAUCUUCCAAUUCACACUCUUAACUAUUUUUAAAUGGUAAUUAUCAUUGCUUAUAUAGUUUCUAUGCCACAGCAUUCAAUAGUGGUCUGUUGUCCAAAUAGUACUAAUUUUAAGCUUGGUAUGAAUGUUAAUAUGUAGAAAUAGUCAUUAUUGUUUUGAAUGUUAGAUUUAAUUUUAUUCCCUGUCGUCUCUUGUGUUGUCAGUAACCAUCUUUUCUGUAGAGGGGCGGUGCAUUCUAUAAAGCUAAUAAAAACAUUGUUUGUUCCCAGAGAGUA